AUAGGAUCCGUGUGCUGACAGUAAGUGGUUCCACAACUUGAAGCCAUGUCUCCGAAUAAUGUCGAGACCGAGCUAAUCGAGUUGAACCAAAAGCUGCUGAAUGGUAUCGCCGCGGGCAACUACGAGCUGUACGAGUCACUCAUUGACGCCAGUAUUACUUGCUUUGAGCCGGAAGCCGUCGGUCACUUGGUGGAAGGGCACGAGUUCCACAAGUACUAUUUCGACCUUCCCACAUCUAGCAACCCCGUCAAUACAACCAUGGUACGACCGCAUGUGCGGUUACUGGGUGAAGACGCGGCGGUGGUUUGCUACGCCCGUCUGACCCAAACGCUUGAUGAGGACGGUGCCCCCACCACGGCAUUCUGCGAAGAAACACGCGUUUGGCAAAAGGUCGCCGGCCUGUGGAAAAAUGUGCACGUUCAUCGCUCCGUGAACUAAAAGCAAACGUGUGAAAACCAAAUAACUGCAAAUUUUCUAUUUCAGAGGAGCCCAGCUCUGAUCCACGAUACAUAAGUGACAGCACCUGGAAAUUCCGACUCAGAAAGUGCUGUUACCUGAACGAGAAGCAAAUGUACCCUAGCUUGAGUACAUGCUAGAUCUAACGGUGAAAGCGCAAUUUUUCUCGAAGCUGAUGUUUGUAGUUUAUGUGAUUGUCUCUCUAGAGAGCCUACUGCAAACCGUGGACUGACUGGAAUGCAUAGUGGAGACUUGGCAUUACACGCUGGAAUAACAAUCUAGAUCGUCUUGCUGUCGACAGGU
Messenger RNA from Phaeodactylum tricornutum CCAP 1055/1, 759 nucleotides. RefSeq lists its product with no specific name. Bases 46 to 438 code for a protein of 130 amino acids. Lineage: Eukaryota; Bacillariophyta; Bacillariophyceae; Surirellales; Neidiaceae. Gene Ontology annotation, molecular function: calcium/calmodulin-dependent protein kinase activity; calmodulin binding. The transcript has a single exon. The record is from RefSeq and is a predicted model, not a curated record. Gene Ontology annotation, biological process: protein phosphorylation.